CCGAUUGUAUAUUUUUCUGAAUCAGGAGAUCAAUAAACACCAGCUUUUGGUUUCAUACUUCAACACAUUAAAGAUACAAGUUGCAUAUUGUCUAAUAAUGCUUCGAAGUAGUGUAUCACCUGGUCAGCCUCAGGCAAUAAAUGCAAAAUUUUUGAAUCGUAUUAAAAAGGACUUGGAGGAACUUAAACUUUCACCACUUCAAAACAUCACUGUAAAUGUGCUCGAUGACAACCUUACUACAUUAGAAGCCGUUAUGAAUGGAGAAAAGCGUACUGUUUAUGAAGGUGGUAUAUUUAAACUCAGCAUUAAUCUGCCUCCGCAAUAUCCGUCUAAAGCACCGCUGAUUCACUUCGAGACGGCUAUUUAUCAUUGUAAUGUAAGCAGUACUGGUUACAUAUGUCUUGACAAGCUUCAUAAAGAUUGGCAGCCAUUAUGCACUCUUUCUCAGAUACUCUUGGCUAUAUACGAUAUGAUGCACGAUUGUAAUCCAGCUACCGCAGUCAACCCCAUAAUUGCAGAUCUGUAUUUGUACAGUCGGGACGUUCAUGAUAAAUAUGCACGGAAGUGGACUAAGUUAUAUGCCGGAGAAAAGAGCAAAGCGCUGCAAUUAUCUGUGCUGUGUCGCAGUGACUUGGGCGGCAAACUUUAUGAUCGUUGCAUAUGCAAGUUCUAGUGUGAUUAAGCGAUUAAAGAGUGUGGUAUAUAUGAUGCAACGCUGAUCAAGAGGUUCAAAAUAAUUUAUAUAUUUUCGUUAUUUUAAAAUUUUGGGCUACAAUUGU
This is a messenger RNA of Teleopsis dalmanni, 779 nucleotides long. Its product is annotated as ubiquitin-conjugating enzyme E2-24 kDa-like. NCBI's taxonomy places the organism in Eukaryota, Metazoa, Arthropoda, Insecta, Diptera, Diopsidae. The record is from RefSeq and is a predicted model, not a curated record. Bases 98 to 673 code for a protein of 191 amino acids. The transcript has 2 exons.